Messenger RNA from Pseudophryne corroboree (corroboree frog), 2168 nucleotides. RefSeq names its product neuraminidase 1 (gene NEU1). Gene Ontology annotation, biological process: oligosaccharide catabolic process; ganglioside catabolic process. Lineage: Eukaryota; Metazoa; Chordata; Amphibia; Anura; Myobatrachidae. Gene Ontology annotation, cellular component: cytoplasm; intracellular membrane-bounded organelle; membrane. The record is from RefSeq and is a predicted model, not a curated record. The transcript has 7 exons. Gene Ontology annotation, molecular function: exo-alpha-sialidase activity. Bases 285 to 1406 code for a protein of 373 amino acids.
GCUGUGCAGCGGUACAGCAGCUAUAUACAGGCGGCAGUGAUACAGGCAGGGGCUGUGCGGCGGUACAGCAGCUAUAUACAGACGGCAGUGAUACAGGGCAGGAUAGCUAUAUACAGGGGCAGUGUGCAGGGAGGCGGCGCUGUGCGGCGUUACAGCAGCUAUAUACAGGCGGCAGUGAUACAGAGCAGGGGUUUUGUGUGCGGCGGUACAGCAGCAAUAUACAGGCGGCAGUGAUACAGGCACGGACUGUGUGGCGGUACAGCAGCUAUAUACAGCUAGCAAAGAUGCGGGGGAGGUCCAAUACCAAAACGACGACGUUUGGCAUAGGGGUUUCCCCAGUGAUUACUAUGGAACAGUUGCUGUGGGUCAGUGGGCGAAUGAUUGGCGGAGUUGACACAUUCCGUAUCCCUCUGAUCACCUACACCCCUCGGGGACACCUCUUGGCAUUUUCCGAAGCCAGGAAAUAUUCUGCCUCUGACCUAGGAGCUAAGUUUAUCGCCACCCGCAGGUCACAAGAUGGAGGUUACACAUGGAAAGCCACCUCCUUCAUUGUGGAUGAUGGCUCCACUCCAGAUGGACUCAAUUUAGGAGCUGUGGUGGUGGAUGAUGAGACGAGAAACAUCUUCCUGGUGUACACGUUGUGUGCCCACUACCUUCAAUGCGAGGUUUCCAGUGUCAUGGUCACCAACAGCUCAGAUGAUGGUAUAACGUGGAGCACCCCAAGGAACCUCUCACGUGAGAUUGGCACCAAAAUGUUUUCCCCAGGUCCCGGAUACGGAAUCCAGAAAAAGCUAGAGCCAAAGAAGGGGCGUCUCAUUGUGUGUGGUCAUGGAACCCUGGACGAGGACGGAAUCUUCUGUCUUCUAAGUGAUGACCAUGGGAACACCUGGAAAAAAGGGGGAAGCCUAGAGGGGCUUCCCUUCAAGCAACAAAAAAGGCAGGGGGACUUCAGUCCAGAUGAGUGUCAGCCCUACGAGCUCCCAAAUGGCACAGUGGUAAUAAAUGCCCGGAAUCAGUACUUUUAUCACUGCCGCUGUCGGAUUGUGGUGCACUCUACUGACGGUUGUGACUCUCUGCCACUGGAAAACGUCCGCUUUGAUGAGAACUUGCCGGACCCAGCUGUGGCCGCGGGGGCUUUAUACAAGGAUGGAAUGACCUACUUUGUUAAUCCAGCAAACCAGGCUCAGAGAGUAAACCUCACUCUGCGUUGGAGUUCCACUUCUGGGGACUCUUGGGACCAGAAGUCCAUCCAGAUCUGGCCGGGCCCCAGCGGAUACUCGUCCCUGACCACCUUGUCGCAUCGGAUCGAGGACAGUGAGAACCUCUUCAUCAUCUACGAGAAGGGCAGAAAGGACAUUACGGAGUCCAUUGCUUUUGUUAAGGUCAACCUCUACGGACACGUCUGACCUUGCUUCUCAUCGGCUGCUGCAUCUGAUGUGGAAAGUCACCGCAUUGCUUGUUAGACUUGUUGCUAUAAAGUGACUCCUUUUAUAGACCCAGACUCUGGUCAUGGACUUUCUCUCUUCAUAAGAGAUCAGUUUGAGCUAUUCUAGCUUCUAGAUGACCACUCCUAUUUACUAUCAUUCUCUCACAUUGCACUCACAAAUUUCUAUUUGUUAUUUACACUCUAUUUUUUCUGGCUUCUUAUGUGGGACGCGCUACUCAAGAGAAGGACGAGGCAGACUCCGCAGCUUUCGGUUUCCUAAAAGGACAUUUUCUGAUGCUUUAUAUAUGUAUGGAGGGGUGGUGGGGGGGGGGGGGGGGGAAUUGUUAAAUUUAAAUUAUUUAAUCUGUUUUCAGGCCACUUUUUUGUGGUGACUGGAACAAUUUCAGAUCUGUACCACAGGGGAAUUCUAAAUGUCACUUUUUUUGUAGGUCUCAAAAUCAAUCAAGAGGGGAGAAAACACCCUCUGUGGGGAGGGGGAAUCUUUCAUAAGUGUGUAAAUAUGUGUAUUAUAUGAUAUGAUCAUGGCGGUGUUUUGCCCGGGAUCUUUAUAAAGUUCCGUUCCCCUUCCCCACUCUACAUCUUUAAACCACUUUGCUAGAAUCAAAGAGAAAUAUGGGUUUGUAACGAUUAAAUUAUUUGGAUACCUGUAAGUAUGGAGCUUAUAUAAUGGACGGAGUUUUAUAUUUUUUUUCAGCCUGAAUAAAACUGGAUUGCUGAUCUA